Molecule: messenger RNA, 1074 nt
Organism: Eleginops maclovinus (Patagonian blennie)
Lineage: Eukaryota; Metazoa; Chordata; Actinopteri; Perciformes; Eleginopidae
Product: phospholipase A and acyltransferase 4-like
Exons: 4
Coding region: 231-749 (172 amino acids)
Biological process (GO): N-acylphosphatidylethanolamine metabolic process
Cellular component (GO): cytoplasm
Molecular function (GO): glycerophospholipid phospholipase A1 activity; A2-type glycerophospholipase activity
Source: RefSeq, a predicted model, not a curated record
UUUGCAGCUUUAUUGCACUCACUCACUCCCCCACCCUACCUCACAUGGGCCAGCCAAGUUGCCAAGUCAUAGAGUGUGUGCACCAAUGUGCUUAUCUAAUCGCUAUGGAGUUUCCAUAUCAGCUGGGUGAACACUUUCGUCCUGGGAGGUAAGCACACUUAGCUUUUGGUCUCCAGCUGGGAUAAAUUGGCUGCACAUCGCUCCUGUUCAUACCUCAGGAAGAAGAAGACAUGGCACCAACACUGUUUGACCAAAGUCCGAAGCCAGGGGACCUUAUUGAGAUCUCCCGUGGAACAUAUGAGCACUGGGCAAUCUACAUCGGUGGAAAUGAAGUUGUUCAUAUGAUUCCCCCGAUGAGCGAUGAUUCAAGCACUAUUAAUCACCUGCUGAUGCUCCUGGACAGCCACAAGGCCGAGGUGAGGCGCGAGAAGAUCUGGAAAGUGGUCGGCCCCCAUAGUUAUGAAAUCAACAACUUGCUAGAUGACCAGUACGAACCUCGGGAGCGUCACGCCAUCGUGAGGGACGCGUGUAGGAUGGUGGGUCAGGAGCUUCCGUACUCCGUCACCAGUCACAACUGUGAGCACUUUGUCACGGAGCUACGAUACGGCAGGCCAGAGUCGAGACAGGUUAACAGAGCAGCUGUGAUCGGAGGUGCAGCUGUACUGGGUGUGGGGAUUCUGGCUGCAGGAGCCGUUCUGCUUUCCGCCUUGUUUAAGGAUAACGAAGAAGGAAGGACACAUCGCAAGUGAGACGGAAGAAAUGAUAUUGACAAUGCUUCAGUCAGUUCACCUGCACAAACUUAAUGUCAAAAUGUCGAAUGUACUUUACACGCUUUCUAUGGCUGUUAAAACCUUAUGUUUGAUAUGGAUGUUGGUAUAUAUUCACUUUAUGGCUUUCUGAAAUGUAUGUUACAAUAAACAACUUAGAAUUAAACCAAAAAAAGUGAAGUAAUCUUAUCUUAAGACUUGAAUCUUGAACUUUAACUGUAUCUUUAAUUAUUUGUGUUUUGGACCAGUGAUUUUAAACUGUAUUGUCUUCUGCAAAAAUAAAUGGAAAUCAUUACAGGAAACUGAA